AUGCGAAGUAAAAACAAGUAUAUCGUCAAUACGAAUGUAGAUCUUCCCAAACUAACAUCCCUGAUCAAUUCUGAUGGAUAUUGUUUCUUUUAUCCUCGCUCGGUCACACUAGAAAACAUCGCUAAUCUCACAAACCUGAAUCUCACCAAUUCUUUUGAUAGAGUCCAGUCCAAAGUGAUUACUAACGUUUCUGCUGAAUUUGUCAAUCUUGUCACAAAUAAUCAAGUGAUUCCGAUAUUCGAUAUUGAAUUGCUUUUUCAAUUCACAUUUUUGUUCCAUAUUCAACAAAUAUAUAGCGUUCCAUUCUUUGGAGUCUAA
Messenger RNA from Blastocystis hominis, 318 nucleotides. RefSeq lists its product as hypothetical. The coding region runs from base 1 to 318 and encodes 105 amino acids. The transcript has 4 exons. Lineage: Eukaryota; Bigyra; Opalinata; Blastocystidae. The record is from RefSeq and is a predicted model, not a curated record.